CGGAUUACAACAUCCUUGACUUUUAAAUCCGACAACAUGCGAAUCACCUACAUCCUUACAAUCACAUAUUCCUACAUUUAUCGCUUGAAUCCUGCAACACAAUCACACUAGGCCUCAAGCUACAGCCAAAGGGCGACGCAUAUCUACAUUUUUCAUGUGAUAUAUAUUCUCUAAUCUAAUGUCUUCCGAACAACAACGGGAGCCGCCGUCGCCCCCAACACGUCGAGAGCUCUUCGAGGGCCGGUUACAACCACCAUCUAAGCCGCCUUCAGCCAAGUCCUACACUAUUGCUCCAGCAUCAAUCAAUGAGGUUGUAGUAAGGCGUCAAAAUGAAAGGCAGGCGGCUCGAGAUCCCGUUGAGAUCUCAUCCGCGGCGACGGCCCAACCAUUCGUGGAUCCUGCAGUUCUGGAACACCGAAGGCGCAUUAGCGACCCGGAUUAAACGCCCUAUAGCAACCUCUGACCCCCAACUUGCAACGACACGGCCCGUCUCCUAUCUACCUGGUUACUGAUGCAUCUUUUAUCAUCAUGAUGGGGAUCAAGUCAUCGUGU
Messenger RNA from Hypoxylon trugodes, 552 nucleotides. RefSeq lists its product as uncharacterized. The record is from RefSeq and is a predicted model, not a curated record. NCBI's taxonomy places the organism in Eukaryota, Fungi, Ascomycota, Sordariomycetes, Xylariales, Hypoxylaceae. The transcript has 2 exons. The coding region runs from base 179 to 442 and encodes 87 amino acids.